Spirodela intermedia is the source of this 342-nucleotide messenger RNA. The record is from the annotation of a GenBank genome assembly. Lineage: Eukaryota; Viridiplantae; Streptophyta; Magnoliopsida; Alismatales; Araceae.
AUGGAGGAUUUCAGAUCCAGGUCGAGCGGGGGUGGGAGGAUGCAGAUGGAGGUCUACGGGGGGAGGGGGCCGGCGGGCGGCGGCGGCGGCGGCGGCGGAGUGCAUGAGCAAAGGGGCUACGGCGGGGAGCCGGCGGUGAAGGAGAUGAAGCUGAAGAAAGGGAAGGGUGGCGGGGCCUCCAAGAGCGGCGGGUGGAGCUUCAGCGACCCGGAGCUGCAAAGGAAGAAGAGGGUCGCCAGCUACAAGGUCUACGCCGUUGAGGGGAAGAUGAAGGGCUCCUUGCGGAAGAGUUUCCGGUGGCUUAAAGACCGUUGCUCCCAGGUGGUCUACGGCUGGCGGUGA